AGGAGCAAGAACAUAGCCAAGAGGUUCAAUUAAUUCACUUGGCGGGAGAAAACCUGUCAAAUGAAUACUCAAAUGAGGAUUUGAUUGGAGAAAAGGGAGAGAAAUCUCAAGACUUUCCUUUGAUAAGGUUAGAUGUCAUAAAGGCAGCUACACAACAUUUUUCUGAAGAUAAUAAGCUCGGGGAAAGUGGAUUUGGUCCAGUUUACAAG
Ilex paraguariensis (yerba mate) is the source of this 209-nucleotide messenger RNA. The record is from the annotation of a GenBank genome assembly. NCBI's taxonomy places the organism in Eukaryota, Viridiplantae, Streptophyta, Magnoliopsida, Aquifoliales, Aquifoliaceae.